This is a messenger RNA of Cinara cedri, 453 nucleotides long. The record is from the annotation of a GenBank genome assembly. Lineage: Eukaryota; Metazoa; Arthropoda; Insecta; Hemiptera; Aphididae.
CACACAGUAAUCCGCUCUCAGUUGAAUCAGUUAUCAAGAUUACCAACAAUCACACAAAAUGACAGGACGCGGUAAGGGAGGCAAAGGUCUUGGAAAAGGAGGAGCAAAACGGCAUCGUAAAGUACUUCGUGAUAACAUCCAGGGAAUUACCAAACCCGCCAUUCGUCGUUUAGCCCGUCGAGGUGGUGUCAAACGUAUUUCCGGCCUUAUCUACGAAGAAACUCGAGGCGUGCUGAAAGUGUUUUUGGAAAACGUUAUCCGUGAUGCUGUAACCUACACUGAACACGCGAAAAGAAAAACUGUUACAGCCAUGGACGUCGUGUACGCUUUGAAACGUCAAGGCCGUACUCUUUACGGUUUUGGCGGUUAAUGAUUUCCAAUUAAAUUUUGUUGUUGAGCUGCUAUACCAUCUUUCUGCGCAUGUAUAAUAAAACGGCCCUUCUCAGGGCCACU